UGCUGCAAUUUUUGCAUAAUUUUGGGCGCGCGUGUUUCGUACCUUCCAUUUCCCAGAUGUCUUCAUAUGUCCGUUCUUCUCUAUUUGAAUAUAUUAAGUCCCUUGAUAUUUUUAUCCUUGAUGGGCUCUAUGGACACCCACCGACUUGUCUGGUCAUAUUUAGAGAGCUGCCUGAAUUAGCAAAGCAUCUUGUGCUGCGUCUUCUCUUUAUUGAACAGGCCAUUCCAAAAUCUAUAGUUUCCAGUUGGGUUUCUAAAGAAGCCCAGCAAUCUUUUACAGAUUCAUGCAAAGCAUUAACGGAUUUACGGAUAUGGCACAGUGUUGAUAGUAAUGUCACAAGGGGGUCCUGGAGACUAAACGAAAAAUUUCAAGAGUUUAUGAAAAUUUCGCUCUUUGGAGGUGGUAAGGCAAUCUUAAGUGAUAUGGAAUCCCAUUCAAUUGACAAACAUUCUAAGGACAAAGAAUUUUUGACGAUUUACGCCGCUGAGCGUUGGGACAAUAUACUCCAUUUUAUGGUUGGCUCUGACAGUGUAGAAAUCGGAACUAUCGUGAGAGAUGUUAUGAGUCUAUCUGGACUUAUGAGAUUUUCUGAUACAGAUAUUGGAAUAACGCAACAAGGCUUCCACUUUUUGCUCUUGGAUCGCUCAUCUCAAGUUUUGCGACUUAUUUUGCAUUACUUUGACUACGUCAGGGAGAAUAAACUAAAUCUUAUCGAAGCAAUACAGCUUGUGUUCCAGUUAAGUUUCCUGUCAACCGAUCGGCCUUGUAAUUAUAGUUGA
This is a messenger RNA of Protopolystoma xenopodis, 779 nucleotides long. The record is from the annotation of a GenBank genome assembly. NCBI's taxonomy places the organism in Eukaryota, Metazoa, Platyhelminthes, Monogenea, Polystomatidea, Polystomatidae.